AAAUACAAUACCUGUGUAGGAGACAAGGGAACGCAGCUUUCUGGUGGCCAGAAACAACGUAUUGCUAUUGCCCGAGCUCUUGUACGUCAGCCCCAAAUUCUGCUACUGGAUGAAGCUACUUCUGCCUUAGACACAGAAAGUGAAAAGAUUGUUCAGGAAGCACUGGAUAAAGCCAGAAAAGGUCGUACCUGCAUUGUGAUAGCUCACCGCCUUUCCACCAUCCAAAAUGCUGACAAGAUUGCAGUGGUCCAGAAUGGCAAGGUUGUAGAGCAAGGCACCCAUCAGCAGCUUCUCGCUGAAAAAGGCAUCUACUAUUCUCUGGUCAAUGUUCAAAAU
Messenger RNA from Acanthisitta chloris (rifleman), 336 nucleotides. Its product is annotated as multidrug resistance protein 1A-like. The transcript is spliced from 2 exons. Gene Ontology annotation, molecular function: ATP hydrolysis activity; ATPase-coupled transmembrane transporter activity; ATP binding. The annotation marks the transcript as partial. The record is from RefSeq and is a predicted model, not a curated record. Lineage: Eukaryota; Metazoa; Chordata; Aves; Passeriformes; Acanthisittidae.